AUGAAGAUGAUGGGAGCAGCAGAUCUACUCUUUGUCACUAUCAGUCAUAAUGUUUCCUUAAUUGGCAAAACCUGGUGGAUAUUGAUGCUGGUUUUACGUCUGCUGGUCCUCUUGCUGGCUGGUUUCACCCUCUUUAGCGAUGAACAGGAGAGAUUUAUCUGCAACACCAUCCAGCCAGGCUGCUUGAAUGUUUGUUUUGAUGUAUUUGCACCUGUAUCCAUCUUCCAUCUGUGGCUGUUACACCUUAUUCUUCUCUGUCUUCCACAUCUGAUGUUUGCAAUUUACAUCAUGCAUAAAUUAUUACCAUAUUCCUACUUUGGAGUUUUCUACUGCGACAGGAAUCGGGGAGGUUCGCCUUUCACCCUGGAGAACUCGAGCUCCUCAAGAGAACAGUCCUUGAAUAAAGCCCCACUUCAUGAUCUCAUGCCUGAAUGGGGAACGCCACGUUUCUACAGUGCUUACUUCUUGGUUGUGAUUUUUCAGAUAAUUUUAGAGAUGGUUUUCGGUGCAGGCCAGUUUUUUCUCUUUGGUUUGUCUGUUCCAAAGACCUUCCUCUGUCACGAGGCUCCCUGCACAUCUGGGAUCGAAUGCUACAUCUCCAGACCUACCGAGAAGACUUUAAUGCUCAACUUCAUGCUAAGCGUCACCACCUUGUCUGUACUACUGAGUCUGGUUGACCUGGUGAGCUCCAUGAAUGCGAUGAUGAGAUGGAGGAGGAAGAGGGAGAUGCUGAUGGAGGAGAUGAGUAAAGGAGAGCAAAGCAGUGUUUUUACAACGACAACUGCAUCUGAAGACAUCAAUGUCCUUUUAAGCAGGAGAACUAGCCCAGGUGGAAGUUCACACAAUGGUUUUAGAGAUGAAAAACACACUGCUGGUGUUGUGCCAAAUGGGGAACUUCUUCAUUCAAAUGGGUCCACCUUUAAAACAGGUAUUUCUGCUAAUGAGAAGAGUCUAAAAUGCAUAAACACAAAGGCAGCAAUGUCCCGCUCACCCUCUCCCAUAAGCUCUUUGGCGCCAACUCACUUUGUCCUCCAGAGUCACCUGAAACCUCCACCGGCUCCUCGCUCAGAGAGGGAACCACUACCAAACACUGGGAUGCCUACACCCAUGGGUGUCAAAAAGCUGAGCCAGUACACCCCAAUGAGCGCAAACUCAAGCCAACAGUCUGAUAGCAGUGAAUCUCCUCAAGACAAGAGGGCAUGGGUGUAA
Molecule: messenger RNA, 1209 nt
Organism: Scomber scombrus (Atlantic mackerel)
Lineage: Eukaryota; Metazoa; Chordata; Actinopteri; Scombriformes; Scombridae
Product: gap junction delta-4 protein-like
Exons: 2
Coding region: 1-1209 (402 amino acids)
Biological process (GO): cell communication
Cellular component (GO): connexin complex
Source: RefSeq, a predicted model, not a curated record